Messenger RNA from Penicillium salamii, 1725 nucleotides. The record is from the annotation of a GenBank genome assembly. NCBI's taxonomy places the organism in Eukaryota, Fungi, Ascomycota, Eurotiomycetes, Eurotiales, Aspergillaceae.
AUGGUUUUGACAUACUUCGGACACACCACUUCAUUAUGGCACAAGGCUUCCAUUGUUAAGAUCGCCGGCGCGGGGUUUCGGCUUUCAUUGCUCCUCAACGCUGCCGCUUGUCAACUGGCACAGUCAAAAUUGGAGAUACACAGCAUCGCCAAGGGUAUUUCACUCUUUGCUUUGACGCUCAAACAUGUUGGACAGACCAUCGAGGGCCCCGGGAUUGAUCGAUCCCCCGAGGCGACAGAGAAGGCACUCGAGAUUGCGGGACAGGGCCAGCUCAUCUUCGUUGAAAUUGAACACAUGUUGGAUAAGUUGAAGGCAACGGACCGAAACGAAGAUCUUAUGAGACUCUCCUUGCAAGAGAGACUGAAGUGGUGCUUUCCCAAACAGCAUGUCACUUAUCUCUUAGCACAGGUGGAGACCCUCAAGCUCAGUCUUAUUGUGAUGUUGCGGAUACUACAACUUGGGAAUGUGAUCAAGGCCAACACAGACGAUGGAAUUGACACGGACUCACUUGCAUCCGCUGCCGACGACACCAUUGCACAGGAGAAAGCAGAGUCUCAAAAUAUGAUCAUUGUUCGGUAUUGGGCCGUCAAACGUCUUGAUCGCUUGUGGGAUCUUGUGGAACAGGAAGCCGUCGAUGCUGCCAAGGACCCAAUUAAUCAAAAGAUCAAUGCCAACUACUCCAACACAGCCUUCGCGGUCAAUCCACUGGUGGCUGCGGCAAGGGGCGCAGGUCCUACACGACUAGCUGUCGUGACCUUUGGAGAAAGUGAUGUAGGCUUGAGCGACAUGGAACGAUCCCCAAAGGACAUGGUUCAGUUGUCGGAGAUGGCGAUGAAUCGACUGCUAUCGAUGUGGGUACCUCAUAUGGGUCCUUCGAGACCAUACAAUCAUGGCAAUUUAUCCAAGACCCAACCGCGAGUCUACAUCUCCGACACAGACGACCAUUCCGACGAGCUCGACUUCGACAGCCCUGAGCCUCGAGGUUACUACCUUGAAGGCAAAACAGACAAUUGGAGAAACCCUCACUCGCAAGAGGCCCGGCAGCAUGCAGCAAAAUUACGACAGGAAUACUCCCGAUAUCAAGCCCACGUCGAAAGCGAGCCCGAGCCUGAUGAAUCGAAGCAUCGAAGUCGUGACAAAGCCAUCGACUCAAGCGAAGAAGAAAAAGAAACCCUCCAUCCUCACACCAGCAACAUGCGUCGCCCCCAUUCAAACAGUUUCUCAGACCACCCCAUCGACAGACAACCAUACCCAUAUGCAUAUCCAAGUGGCAGCUACCCACCACCAUCUCAGACUCGCCCGCACCCACCUCCAGCCCAGCACAACCAACCCAAAUACCAACCUCCAACCGCUCCUCGAUCGAUCCCAACCACCCAGCCAAAUCACGCUACCCCAAUCCCCAUGCCAGUUCCGAUCCCUCGACAAAACCAUGUCCACUUCGACCCCUACAGACCUAGAUCCCGCACAAACCCGCUUUCCACAUCAACUCCCGAGUCUAGGAGCUCAGAUCCCCGACUUGCAGAUCACAGAGCCUCUCCGCCCCGCUCGGCGCAAAGAUCGCCAUCCCAUCGGCGUGAUCGUGAUCGUGAUCAUGAUCGUGAGCGCGAGCGCGAAGAAGCCAAACAACGACACAAGUCCCUGACGAGGAAUGCUACAAGGGGACUAGUGGGUGUGGGUGCGAUAGCAGGGUUCAUGGAUGCUUUGGAAGCGUUCUCGAUCCUGUGA